AUGGAGUUGGCGCAUCGGGCGCAUUGGGCGAUCAAGACAGUCAACGCGGAUUACGAUGAGGCGGGUAAGUUGAGGAAGUUGCAAUUGAGCGAGAUAGAAGAGAUUCGAGAUGAGGCAUACGAAUGUGCAUCGGCUUAUAAGGAUAAACUAAAGAAAGUGCAUGAUGCGAAAUUGCGCAAGAAAACGUUCGAAGUGGGGCAGAAAGUGUGGUUGUACAACUCACGAUUGAAGAUGUUCGCGGGCAAGCUUAAAAGCAAAUGGAUGGGUCCGUAUGUUAUUCGAAGAGUUGGGCGAUUUGGUGAUGUGGACAUCCAAGAUGAGCAAACGUUGAAACAACAAACGGAAAUGGCAAGGACAAAGGAACAAGCGGGAUCAAGCUCAUCUUCAUCAAAAGGCAAGGGAAACCAAAAGGAGCAACCACCAAGAAAGAGGCAAUAUAUGGGUAGGGUUAGUGAAAGCGAAAGUGAAGGCGAAGAAGAGGGGGCGUUAGACCCGAGUGAAAAGCCGGUAUGGAACUCGGGGUCUUUGGAUGAUCAACCCGAGAUUUGGUAG
Molecule: messenger RNA, 552 nt
Organism: Helianthus annuus (common sunflower)
Lineage: Eukaryota; Viridiplantae; Streptophyta; Magnoliopsida; Asterales; Asteraceae
Exons: 2
Coding region: 1-552 (183 amino acids)
Source: RefSeq, a predicted model, not a curated record